CUCACUCGCGCCAGUUCCAGAGGUGUGUGGGAGCCAUGGCUGCCCCGAACCCGUGGGACCCGGCGUCCGCGCCGAGUGCAGCUGGGCUACUGCUGAACCACUGGGUGGCUUCGGGGAUAGUCACUGAGGAGAUGUUAGAUAUAUCUAAGAAAACAGCUCCUUGCUUUGUGAACUUCUCCAGAUUACAGCAGAUCUCAGAUAUUCAAGCUGAAAUCAACCAGAACAACCUAGAAAUUGAACUUCUAAAACUAGAAAAGGAUACAGCAGAUCUUAUUCAUCCUUCCUGUUUGGUUAAGAAGUGUGACUCUCUGCAAAUCAUGAAUAAUCAUCUGGAAAUGGUGCUCAAGGAGAAGCGGGCCAUCAGGCAAAGACUGCUGAGACCCAUGUGCCAGGAGAACCUGCCAAUUGAAGCUGUGUAUCACAGAUAUAUGGUACAUUUGUUGGAAUUGGCUGUGACUUUCAUCGAGAAGUUGGAAACCAAUCUUGAAACAAUUAGAAAUAUCCCUCAUUUAGAUACAAACCUAAAGAAAAUGAGCAAGGCAUUAGCCAAGAUGGAUAUUUUGGUGAACAAGACAGAAGAAUUGGCAGAGAAUAUACUCAAGUGGCGAGAACAACAAAAGGAAAUUUCCUUGUGUAUCCCCAAAGUACUAACUGAAGAAAAUUAUCUUCUCAAAUUUGAUAUAGUUCCUCCUUUACCUUUUGUUUCUAAAGUUCAUGCCCAAACCAUUAAUGCCAAGUGAUUGCCGUCUUUCCUUUUGUUUAAUUAUGUGUAGUCAAAGAAGUCCAUUUUUAGGUGAUUGUGACAGGGAUAUUGAUAGGUUUUGUUGCUAGAAACACUGAAAAAGCCCUCUGAAUUUUGGAGUACCAGGCCCAGAGAGAUGUCUCCUCAGGGAAAAGCUCCUGGUUCAAGCCUGACAAUCCCUGGGCUCAAUCCCUGGGAUCUAUAUAGCUUUUUUCAUAUAUUUUCACUCUCUUUGGUAUAGCUAAAAAAGAUCAAAUAUGUGUAUGAUAACUUAUUAUCAGUGAGUUGAACACUCUUCAGACAGCAGAUUCUGUAUCAUGAUUCUGUAUCUCUUAUAAAAACAUUUUUGAAUUGGAGUAUUCCUGAGUCUGAAAAUUUCUGUGGUGAUUAUUCCUGUGAGACUUCAAUGUUACCCUAUGAAGGACUGAUAAGGUGUAGUUCUUGGCUGGCACAUCUAGAAACUCAUAUAAUAGGAGGAUGAGUAGGGCUCAAUAGAACCAGGCUGUGCAUGUGGUUUGUGUGGGACACUUGCUUUCCUUCUGAGAGUCUAAGAUGUUGGUACACACCAGGAAGAAAGUACUUUUGUUACCGGUCCCUGGCAAAAAUCUGGAGCACACAUCCAUAACAAUUUUAGUGGUAGACAGCAUUUCACAGUGUCACAGUCCAGCUGUGAGUGUGAUGACACUAAGUCUUAUAUAUCCUCUUAGCAGAUCACUGAACCUAGUUGUGUUCUCAGGAGUGCCUGGGAAACAAAUGCUGAGAAUGUGUGCUAGCAGCCUUAGGACAUGCAAAGAAGAAAGAUUCAAGGGGGAAAAGGCAUAUUGUGGUAAGAUUUAAAAACUUGUUUUGAUACUUCUUAUAUGUAGUCAAGGCUAGUCUCAAACACAUGAUCCUUCUUGUUUCAACCUCGAGAGUGCAGGAAUCACAGAAAUGUGCCAUCACAUCUGGCUAAAGUAUAAAGAUUUGUAAUGGAUAAUACGAUAUAUUUUACCUACUUAGGGUUAUUCAUAAAAUACAGACUAAUACACUUAAAGUAGAGAUUCUAACAACUUCCUCGAGAUGUUUUCAUUUACAUUGAUACUGUAAGUACUUCUGGCUUAUAUUUAAACUGGGAUUCUAUUUUCCACACUGUUGACUUCUGUGUCAUGGGAGUUUAGCAAACUUCUGUUCAUCAUAUUCUUAACUGAAGACUUCACCCGUUAGAUAAUAAACACUGUUCACGAACAACAGGAUCCUUACUCCCCACCCCAAGAAAGACCCUUUUAACAGAUCUUUGUUUUGAAAAACUCUACACCUUUUAUAAAUGCACCAUAGAAGAGUGGUGUUGAGAUUUUGAACAUCACCCAGACAAUCAUCAAAAUCCUUAUUUGUAUUCAUCUCAAAUCUCUUUCAACAUCUAGUCAUUUUCCUUAUAUGAUUUCUUGUGUGUGUGUAUGUAUAUAAUCAUGUCUCCACUAUUAAUAUCCCUGGUGGUUUUGUAUUUUUAUUUCCCAUUAAUGCCUCAAGAUGUAAAAAUAAACUAAUUUCAAUUAAA
This is a messenger RNA of Cricetulus griseus (Chinese hamster), 2276 nucleotides long. The record is from RefSeq and is a predicted model, not a curated record. Lineage: Eukaryota; Metazoa; Chordata; Mammalia; Rodentia; Cricetidae.